Messenger RNA from Caenorhabditis remanei, 2880 nucleotides. RefSeq lists its product as uncharacterized. Gene Ontology annotation, cellular component: nucleus; spindle microtubule. Gene Ontology annotation, molecular function: plus-end-directed microtubule motor activity; ATP binding; microtubule binding. Gene Ontology annotation, biological process: microtubule-based movement; mitotic spindle assembly. The transcript has 7 exons. The record is from RefSeq and is a predicted model, not a curated record. Bases 1 to 2880 code for a protein of 959 amino acids. Lineage: Eukaryota; Metazoa; Nematoda; Chromadorea; Rhabditida; Rhabditidae.
AUGUCGACAAGAAAAAAGGUGUCUGAGACAACGUCGAAUCUUCGUGUUGCUGUUCGAGUCAGGCCUAUGAAUGGCACCGAACGGAGCGAGAAAUGUUCGACCAUUGUUAAAGUGGACAAAGGAAAAAGCUCCAUCGACCUGAAAUCAAAACCGUUUGGUCCGUUCUUCAGAGUGUAUGAUACCGAUACUACACAAGCGGAUAUCUACGCUGACCUUGUAUCCUCGCAAAUCAAAAAAGUCAUAGCAGGAUUUAACUGCACUGUUUUUGCCUAUGGACAAACAGGAACAGGAAAAACGUUCACUAUGGAGGGAGGACGUACUGAUGCGAAAAGUUCUCAAGACGACCCAUCCACAGGAAUCAUCCCACGCGCUGUUGAAGACAUCUUUGAACAGCUGGAAACGUCUGGAUGCGAAGAGUAUUCACUUCGAGUCAGCUACGUGGAGCUUUACAAUGAAGAACUCUUUGAUCUCUUGGCUUCUUCCGAAAGCGACGAUCGUGAACGCCUCCGUAUCUUUGACGACCCACAUAAGAAAGGUGUCAUCGUGUCAGGCGUUGAAGAAGUACCUGUUCGGAAUCGGUCAGACGUGUUCAAGCUGCUACAACUGGGCGCGGAGAAGCGGAGAACUGCGGCGACUUUGAUGAACAUGCACAGUAGCAGAUCGCACAGUUUGUUCAUGGUCAAUGUAGUCGUUCGAGAAAACACGAACACUGGAGAAGAGCUCGUAAAGCAAGGAAAACUGAACCUUGUCGAUUUGGCUGGAUCAGAGAACAUUGGCAGAUCGGGAGCACAAGGAAAUCGAGCAAAAGAAGCCGGAUCCAUCAAUCAGUCAUUACUGACUCUUGGAAGAGUUAUCCGUUCCUUGACUACAAACGCUCAACACGUGCCAUACAGAGAGUCGAAAUUGACUCGUCUUUUACAAGACAGUCUCGGUGGAUCCACGAUCACUUCACUGAUUGCCACUCUCUCUCCAUCCAGUUCAAACUUUGAAGAAAGCCAAAGCACGCUUGAAUAUGCAAUGAGAGCUGCAAAUAUCAAGAACAAGCCAGUCUGCAACACAAAAGUAUCGAAAAAGACUAUUCUCAAGGAGUUUGCCGAUGAGAUUGAGAAGUUGAGACGUGAUUUGAGGGCAGCUAGAGAAAAGAACGGAGUAUUCAUCAGUCAAGAAUCUCAUGAAGAAUACCAACGAAACGCAGAAAAAGUCAACGAACUCGAGGAACAGUUGCUUUGUGAGGUGGACAGAUUGCGCAAGCUGAUGGAAGACAUGACAUACAUGGAUGAGCAGUAUCAGCAGUUAUAUGAGAGGAAAGGAGCACUGGAGAAGCGAUUGGAAGAGCGCAUACGUGAAUGUGCUGUGAAGUCAAAGGAGCUGGCCGAUACGAAUGAUGUACUCAAUAAGCAUAUCGAAGCUAUCGGAUUGAUGCAUACAGCAUCACUAAAGUCAUUCAAACAGCUAGUUCAAGCUCAAGAGGCUGCUGACGAAAUGAAAACUGAUCUCGGUGCAUUUUGGCGGAAGGUCGAUGAGAUGGCAGUUGCAGAUGAUCUUCACAAAGAAAUGAUUGAAACAUUGACCAGAAAGAUGAACUCCUUCAUCCAGUCGACUUCAGAACAAGUAGAAGCGUUAACCUCUGAUGGAAAGGAUGCAACGGCGAAAAUUGUGGAAAACGUCGAUCCUCAUGUGUCGACAAUAGAAGCCAUUUCCCAAAGCAUCAACAAGAGUGUUGGUGAAAUGAGGUCCACGACCAGUAGCGCAUUCCGAAAAGGCACCGAGAUCGAGAAUGAAGCCGUUGAGAAGAUCAAUGAAAUUGCUCAAGAAAACCUGGAGAAAUGGAAUGCGGUAUUGAAAUCUUCUUCUGAAUACUAUAAGGCUCAUUCUGCUAGAAGCGAAGAGUUUAGUAAACAGCUGACUGAUAAGCUUGAUGAAAUAAAGAAGCAAAUAUCUGAUUUUGCUGAAGAUUUCCGUCCGUUACUCGCUGAAAUCCGGAACACUACAAGUGUAAAUCUCGAAAAACGAACUGAGCAAGACACCGCCAUCACGAAUGAUGUCAAAACGACAUGCCUGAAUGUAACAGAAGGUGUGAGAGCCCUACUAUUGCAGUUGGAGCAGUUGUCGGUGAGAAUCGAAGAUAAUCACGAAGAACAGCUCAUUAUCGAUCAGAACAACCAAGAGUCAGUCCUUUCCACAAUAAACACGGCCGAAAAUGUAGUUCAGUCGGUUGAAGAUAUGAUUGAAGAGCAGUGUGAUACAAAAGAAAUUGACGAGAAAGCGCAGAGUGAUCUACAGGGCAUCGAUUUGGACUACGAAACGACCAUCCAGGAAGCUAAAGAAAAGUCUUUAGAAGGAGCGGAAGAAAUGAAGAAGGUCACGAGGGGACUACUGGAUAAAACGGAGGCAAAUCGCAAGGAGGCAACAUGUGCAGUAGAUUCCAUUCUUACGAGAAUCUCUGUUGACAGUGAGACGUGUCAGACGACGGGAGAAGCAGUUAAAAAGUCCUGCGACGAAUCAUCAGAAAACAUAUCGUCGAUGCUCCAAAAAUUCGGAGAAUCAUCUAAGAAGGCGACAGAAGUGGCACUGGAAGCCAUUUCAAAGAUCGAGAUCAAGUUCGUCGAUCCUUCGGUGAAUGUACCACCACGCAUUGUUCCUACGUAUCCAGACAGCACUGAAUUGAAAAGUCCACCGGAGCCGGAAGAACUUCUAGGAUCGGAAGAAGACGACGACAAAUUGGUGGAGGGAGAAGAACUAGCCAAGAAAAAACGCCGGGUGACAUCAUUCGUCCGUCGUGACAGCCUUCUGGAUACGACUAAUAUCUUCCUGAGCCCCUCUACCAUUCAGAAAAGGAGAGAAGCCACAAUUGACGAAGAGGAAGACUUCGAGAAUUAA